Diabrotica balteata is the source of this 1514-nucleotide messenger RNA. Lineage: Eukaryota; Metazoa; Arthropoda; Insecta; Coleoptera; Chrysomelidae. The record is from the annotation of a GenBank genome assembly.
AUGGGAAACAACCACGGUCAUGGGUCUAAAUCAGGUACAGCUACUCCAAAUUCAGUGGCCAGUUCUUAUAACGGCUCCAGGAAGAGUAUCACCAGGACAAGUUCUGGUGGAGAUAUUCAAGAAACUCCUAGCCCAAUGCAACCUGUAGAAAAAUUAGCAAAGAUUCUGGCAGAAAAAUCUCAAAAACUAGAGGGUGUCAAUGGCAUUACCAAAGACGUUUUCACUAGAUUUUGUUCCCAAGAUACCAGGUCUUGGGAGGGAAACUCUAUGAUCACUUUCUUAGACAUAGCAAAUCCAAGAAUAGUUAUAUGUCACAAAAUGCAUUCAAACAACAGUGUGAAGUGUAUUUAGGUAUUAUGGAUGAUGAUAAAGUAAGAGAAACUCUAGUUAAAAUGUGGGCAGUUUCAAACCAAGAAACAGGAGGUGAUAUAAUGACUCCAGAUGAAAUGAGAUGUUUGUUAAUGUGUACCUACCACAUAAGUAUGGACCAUUAUUCAGAAGGUCCACAAAUGUGCCUUGCUUCCAAUAAAACACUAAAAGCAGUAGUUGAUAGUUGUUUCCACAGUAAGAAACAAUUGUCAGUACAGUUUGUUACUCAUUGGAUCGAACUUAAUAUACCCAGAUUACUAUUUCCUCUUCAUAGAUAUGCUGUUCAUUGUUUGGCAACAUCAUGGAGAACUUUAGAAGAAUGUGAGCAUAGUCUUGCCAGUGGUGAUCACUGUGAAAUUCCUCCAUACUCAGGUAUAGAAUUGGCCACACCCGUAUUAGAAGAAGCAAAUCCGUUUCCUCAAGCUAAACCACAUCCUCAUUUGCUGACCAUGAGCAUGUCCUGGCUACUUGCUGGGGCGUUACCUCCUCUGUAUUCAAGACCACAGAAGGCUCAUUCUCCCAGCAACAGUGGAGUUGGAUUGGCAAACAUGUCAUUUCUUGCGAAACUUGUUUGUUCCAUUCCAUCCCACUGGUCGAUCUUAUACGAUUCAGACGAGAUGGGACUCGGUUCGAACCGUUUUCUUCAUCACGUGAUGAAUUACAAAGGGCCAACUUUAAUUCUUAUUCGAGUCCAAGAUGGUCAAAAGUUUUGCGUCGCGUCACCCAACGAAUGGCGAGAAUCACACCACUAUUGGGGCGGAGAAGAAUGUGCCGUAUUUCAGCUAUUACCAAAGUUUCAACUAUUAGAAAAAGGUCCCAAAAUGUUAUAUUUGAAUUUUAGCGUAAGAGGAUAUCCACAUGGACUCCGAGUAGGUAGUGAUCCUAGAGCUCCAAUUAUUAGCAUCGACGGCGGCUUUGAAAAGAUUGAGUGGCAAAAAAUUCCUUAUUAUCUGGAAUGUAUAGAAGUAUGGGGUUGUGGAGAUCAGGUGAGUAGGGAACGACAACUGGAAGUUAAAAAAUGGGAAAUGAAGGAAGCGGAAAAACAACGCGUUGUGAAAUUAAGCGCAUCUGACUGGUUGGACCAUCCAGAUAGAUAUUUACUUCAGCUAGCAGGUAGACCAGAAUACCACCAAAAUCAAUCAUAG